Messenger RNA from Pestalotiopsis fici W106-1, 1128 nucleotides. RefSeq lists its product as uncharacterized. Gene Ontology annotation, molecular function: L-iditol 2-dehydrogenase (NAD+) activity. The transcript has 2 exons. The record is from RefSeq and is a predicted model, not a curated record. The coding region runs from base 1 to 1128 and encodes 375 amino acids. Gene Ontology annotation, biological process: D-sorbitol catabolic process. Lineage: Eukaryota; Fungi; Ascomycota; Sordariomycetes; Amphisphaeriales; Sporocadaceae.
AUGAGCCCAUCCGCUAUUGAUGAUGCUCCGUCGCACCUCGACGUGAAGCCAUCCAAGGCCAACAUUGGCGUUUACACCAACCCGGCGCAUGACCUUUGGAUCAACGAGGCCGAGCCCACUGUUGAGGACGUGCAGAAUGGUAGUUCUUUAAAGCAUGGCGAAGUGACCGUGGCCGUCAAAAGCACAGGAAUUUGCGGGUCGGACGUUCACUUCUGGCACGCAGGCUGCAUUGGCCCCAUGAUUGUCGAGGGUGACCACAUAUUGGGACACGAAUCCGCCGGACAAGUCAUUGCCGUACAUCCUUCGGUCAAGCACCUCAAAGUCGGCGACCGAGUAGCGAUCGAGCCAAACGUCAUUUGCAAUGAAUGCGAGCCGUGUCUUACUGGCAGAUACAAUGGUUGCGAAAAGGUCGAGUUCUUGUCAACACCUCCCGUACCAGGUCUCUUGAGGCGUUACGUGAACCACCCUGCUGUCUGGUGCCACAAGAUCGGUGACAUGACGUACGAGAAUGGCUCGCUACUUGAGCCGCUCAGCGUCGCCCUGGCCGGCAUGCAGCGUGCCAAGGUGCAACUCGGAGACCCGGUUCUGAUCUGUGGUGCUGGGCCCAUUGGACUCAUCACUCUGCUUUGCGCAAAGGCUGCUGGGGCUUGCCCUCUGGUCAUUACUGACAUUGAUGAGGGUCGCCUGAAGUUUGCAAAGGAGCUCUGCCCGUCUGUCAUUACUCACAAAGUCGAGCGGGCCAGCGCCGAGGAUGCGGCCAAGGCUAUAGUCAAGACCUUUGGCGGCAUCGAGCCCACAGUUGCGCUGGAAUGCACGGGCGUUGAGAGCAGUCUAGCUGCAGCUAUCUGGGCUGUCAAGUUUGGAGGCAAGGUCUUUGUCAUUGGUGUUGGCAAAAAUGAGCUAAACUUCCCUUUCAUGAGGUGUAGUACCAGAGAGGUUGACUUGCAGUUCCAGUAUCGAUACUGCAAUACCUGGCCGCGUGCUAUUCGCUUGGUGCAGAACGGAGUCAUUGACCUGGCCAAGCUGGUAACGCAUCGAUACAAGCUAGAGGAAGCACUCGAGGCGUUCAAGACGGCAGCUGAUCCAAAGACUGGCGCGAUCAAGGUGCAGAUCCAGAGUCUCGAUUAG